UAGUCAGUAAACAGGUCACCUGCUGUCAGAGCUCACCUGUGCUCCGCAAAGAGAGGCUCCUUUUGGCUUGGCUCGCCUGUUUCUCAUGGACAUCAUGCAGAUCCAUGGUCAGCACCUGCUGACAGGCCGGGAGCAGAAGAAACACAAAGAACACAGCGGACAAAUUCGGCUGCAUGUUUGGGACUAGUCGAAGACUAUUUAUUUGUAACUAACGUGUUUGUUUUAUAGGUUGGAGCAACAGGAGCACAGCCUUGCAGAGGAGUUCCCACUAUAAAGUAUCACCGCAGCGUGAGGGCUGGAAUAUAUAAAGUUGCGCGUUCACGUUGGUCUCCUCCAAUCACAGCGCAGCCCUGUGAACGCGCACCACACUGGAGCCAAAAGUUUAUCAAUGAUGAGAAAAAAACAGGAGCGACAGUAGCAGAGUAUAUGGGAUAGUGUUUUAGCUUAUCGGUUAAACGAUUAUGUGUCUCCGAUUUCCAAUUUUAUUAUCCAAUUACGCACAAGUGGAUGGAGGAGGGAGGGUAAAUGCUCUUAUAAGGUCUUCUUCCUGUUCAUCCGGAGUCUUCGGGGAUGAGUGAUCAAGCGAGUGCCAACAAAGAGUUAAUGGAGCAGCUGCGGAUGCAGGAACUCUAUGGGCAGAGAAAUGCGGAUGGCUCUGACCCCUUCACCUACACUGACCCAGAGGACGGGACUGUGUAUGACUGGGACCAUGAAAAGAAGGCCUGGUUCCCAAAAAUAACAGAGGACUUCAUUGCAGCCUACCAGGCCAACUAUGGCUUCACUCAGGAAGGAGAUCCAGAUGUUGACAAAGCCGCAGUGAGCGGCACAGAGCCAGCAGCUCCCAAACCAGACAGCAAGCCCUCAGAAAAGGAGAAACCAGGAAAUGCCGCCCAGAAAACAGAGCCAGUCCAGCAAGAGACCCCAUGUAAAGAAGCUAAGCAGAAAGGGGAGAAGAGGAAAGCAGAGCCAGGAUGGUUUGAUAUCGACGACAGUAAAAACACGAAUGUCUACGUAUCAGGCUUGCCUCCUGACAUCAGCACUGAGGAGUUUGCUGAGUUGAUGUCCAAGUGUGGCAUUGUGAUGCGGGACCCUAUCACCGAAGAGUACAAGGUCAAACUAUACAAGGACAAAGAGGGAAAUCUGAAGGGAGAUGGCCUCUGCUGCUAUCUCAAGAAGGAGUCGGUGGGGUUGGCUCUGCGUCUGAUUGACGAGUCAGAGAUCCGAGGUUAUAGACUCCACGUGGAAGCAGCACGGUUUGAGCUGAAGGGCCAUUAUGACGCCAGCAAAAAGAAGAAGAAGAACAAAGAUUAUAGGAAGAAGAUGCAGCAGCAACAGAAACAGUUGGAUUGGAGGCCAGAGAAGCAAGGAGAGGUGCGGAAGAGGCAUGAAAAAGUUGUCAUCAUCAGGAACAUGUUCCAUCCCAGUGACUUUGAGGAAGACCCACUGGAGUUGAAUGAGUAUCGUGAGGAUCUACGGACAGAGUGUGAGAAGUUCGGGGAGGUCAAGAAGGUCAUCCUCUUUGAUAGGCACCCAGAUGGCGUGGCAUCAGUCGCAUUUAAGGAGCCUGAGCAAGCCGAUGCGUGCAUUCAGUCGUUCAACGGUCGCUGGUUUGGAGGAAGGCAGCUGACUGCUCUGCUUUGGGACGGAACGACAGACUAUCAGGUGGAAGAGACGACACGUGAGCGGGAGGAACGACUGAAGGGUUGGUCUGCUUUCCUGGAGGGAGACAAACAGAGCCAGCAGAACAACACCACCAAGCCAGCAGAGGGUGCCACCACCACCACCACCACCACCCCCACUACAGAACCCACAGAGCCCUCCAGCACCACAGAGCCCAAACAGCAUCCGAAAUCAGAACCACAGCAACAGGACGAGGGAGCAGAGUCUACAGACAGCAGCCUAGCAGGAAGUGAUGAUGAGGAAGCGUAAAUACUCACAUGUUCAUCGUUGGUACCCAUGGCAACCAAUUAGGACAGUCCUGCUUGAAUUUUAACUGUGGAGAAGCUCCUUGUUGAGCAGGCGAGGAGGAGGAGGAGGAGGUAUUUGAACAGUUUGAGCUGUUUUGUAAUGUAGGAAAAUAAAUUGUGUUAAGAUAA
Messenger RNA from Epinephelus moara (kelp grouper), 2096 nucleotides. It is a transcript of the gene htatsf1, whose product is annotated as HIV-1 Tat specific factor 1. The record is from RefSeq and is a predicted model, not a curated record. The coding region runs from base 571 to 1929 and encodes 452 amino acids. Lineage: Eukaryota; Metazoa; Chordata; Actinopteri; Perciformes; Serranidae. The transcript has 10 exons. Gene Ontology annotation, cellular component: U2 snRNP; U2-type spliceosomal complex. Gene Ontology annotation, biological process: mRNA splicing, via spliceosome. Gene Ontology annotation, molecular function: RNA binding.